Messenger RNA from Pyricularia grisea, 411 nucleotides. RefSeq lists its product as uncharacterized. The record is from RefSeq and is a predicted model, not a curated record. NCBI's taxonomy places the organism in Eukaryota, Fungi, Ascomycota, Sordariomycetes, Magnaporthales, Pyriculariaceae. The transcript has a single exon. Bases 1 to 411 code for a protein of 136 amino acids.
AUGCGUUUCUCUACUUACCUUGUCACGGCCGUUAUCACCCUGCCCGCUGCCGUGUUAACCGCGCCAACGGGAGUGGUAUUCCCUGGCGACAUUGCAAGCCGCGACAUUUCCGACGUUCAAGGGGCCAACACUCAUACACUCCUUUCACGCGCACCGCGCCGCGUUGAGUUGAAGGAUGAGUGUAGUGCAAGCGGUUACAGUCCCAUCCCUGAAGCUGAUAAAGCAACUUGGUAUCAGGCCGCACGAGAUGCAUUGCGCGACGCUGGCAUAUACGGAGGAACUAUCAUUUAUCCACCGCACGGCGCCGGGCACAGCAGGGAUAGCGAAGAGCAUAUUACAGUCAGGCCUGCCAAAGGCAAAUUAAUGCACGUCUACAAAGAUGGAUCCUACACUUUCGGCUCCGACGUCUAG